GAUUGAUCAUAUCAUAUAUCAUACGGCUGAAAAAUGGCAGAAACAUCAUCCAAAAAUAAAGCUCUGCUCAGUGGAGAAGAAGAAGAAGACGAGCGUGGAGAUGAAGGGGAAGAACUUCACUUAGAACUGUCACUGCAAAAACUGAACCUCGGCCCCAAAAAGAAGCUUCUGAUUUUGGGACUCGGUGGAUUUUUAUGCCACAGAGUCUUUCGUUACGACAGAUCCAAAUUUCCUAAACGCCGCACUUGCCCUGAUGCUUCAUAUGGGAGUUUCCAUGUUUAUAAGAGGCCACACUGUGAAGAAUUCAUCAAGUUUUGCUUGGAGAGGUUUGAAGUGGGAAUAUGGUCUUCAGCAAGAGAAUGGUAUAUGAACAAUGCUUUGGAUUCUAUAAUGAUAGGACUCAGAGGGAAGCUUUUGUUUGCUUGGGACCAAACAGAGUGCACCAGAACCUGUUUUUUUGACCUGGAGAAGAAGGAAAGGCCCAUCUUUUUAAAGGAAUUGAAGAAAGUGUGGCUGUUGAGAACUCUAACAAAAUUUUCUUCAUCCAACACAUUGUUGAUCGACAAAGAGCCUUACAAAGCUCUGUUAAACCCUCCUCACACUGCCAUAUUCCCAAACGAGUACAAAGCAGAUGAUGUUGAAGACGGGGGUUUUAAAUGUGGAAGUGAUCUGAGAUUGUACCUUGAAAAAUUGGCUGAGGCAGAGGAUGUUCCUGGUUUUGUCAAAGGGAAUCCCUUUGGAAAGCCUGCAAUUUCUCCUCGACAUCCAAACUGGGAUUUUUACUCCAAAAUCAUUCGAAAAUAUCAGAGAAGCUGAUGGC
Molecule: messenger RNA, 820 nt
Organism: Momordica charantia (bitter melon)
Lineage: Eukaryota; Viridiplantae; Streptophyta; Magnoliopsida; Cucurbitales; Cucurbitaceae
Source: RefSeq, a predicted model, not a curated record